AUGCCUGCGAUUCCAGAAGAACUACUCCUUGCUGCAAACCCAGACCGCUUCUGCAUGUUCCCAAUCCAAUACCCCCAAAUUUGGGAAAUGUACAAGAAAGCAGAAGCAUCCUUCUGGACCGCCGAAGAAGUUGACCUCUCCCAAGACCUCCGUCAUUGGGAUUCCCUGACCGACGGCGAACGCCACUUCAUCACCCACGUCCUCGCCUUCUUCGCCGCCUCCGACGGCAUCGUCCUCGAAAACCUCGCCGGAAGGUUCAUGAAAGAAAUUCAAGUCUCUGAGGCUCGCGCCUUCUACGGCUUCCAAAUUGCCAUCGAAAACAUCCACUCCGAAAUGUAUAGCCUCCUCCUCGAAACCUAUAUAAAAGACUCCAAAGAAAAAAAUCGCUUGUUUCGGGCCAUCGACACCAUCCCCUGCGUCUCCAAAAAAGCCCAAUGGGCCUUACGCUGGAUUGAGGCCUCCGAUUCUUUCGGUGAACGCCUCGUUGCCUUUGCUUGCGUGGAAGGGAUAUUUUUUUCUGGAAGCUUCUGCGCGAUAUUUUGGCUCAAAAAGCGCGGGUUGAUGCCGGGUCUCACUUUCUCCAACGAGCUUAUCUCGCGAGACGAGGGACUUCAUUGUGACUUCGCGUGCUUGUUGUACUCUCUUCUGAGGAAGAAGCUCAGUGAGGAGCGCGUGAGGGAGAUUGUGCGUGAUGCUGUGGAGAUAGAGAGGGAGUUCGUAUGCGACGCGCUUCCGUGCGCUUUGGUGGGGAUGAAUGGGGACUUGAUGAGUCAGUAUAUUGAGUUUGUGGCGGAUCGGUUGCUGGACGCGCUUGGGUGCGGUAAGGUGUAUAAUGUUCAGAAUCCCUUCGAUUGGAUGGAGCUGAUAUCGCUUCAGGGGAAAACUAACUUCUUCGAGAAGCGCGUUGGAGAGUACCAGAAGGCUUCCGUUAUGUCUAGCUUGAACGGUAACGGAGGGGCACACGUCUUCAAGAUGGACGAGGACUUCUAAUUGAUAUU
Molecule: messenger RNA, 998 nt
Organism: Abrus precatorius (Indian licorice)
Lineage: Eukaryota; Viridiplantae; Streptophyta; Magnoliopsida; Fabales; Fabaceae
Product: ribonucleoside-diphosphate reductase small chain-like
Exons: 1
Coding region: 1-990 (329 amino acids)
Biological process (GO): deoxyribonucleotide biosynthetic process
Molecular function (GO): oxidoreductase activity
Source: RefSeq, a predicted model, not a curated record